AAGCCACCUUGAGGGAGGAAGUACCCAUCCAUCGAGUCUCCAUCACUCCCACGUUUCUGUUGCCAGUGACUCCUGCAAUCCUUAAUCAUGUCGAGGGAUCCUCUUGUCGUAGGCAAUGUGAUUGGUGAUGUGUUGGACCCGUUUGUCACUUCCGCGGCGUUUCGGGUGAUCUACAACAGCAAGGAACUCACCAAUGGAUCCGAGCUCAAACCGUCCGCCGUCGCCAAAGAGCCCCGGGUUGAGAUCCGAGGACACGACAUGAGGACUCUGUACACGCUGGUGAUGGUGGAUCCAGACGCACCGAGCCCCAGCAACCCGACCAAAAGAGAGCACCUGCACUGGUUGGUGACAGACAUCCCAGAGACAACUAAUACCACCUUUGGAAAUGAGAUCGUCUGCUACGAGAGCCCACGGCCAACAGCUGGUAUCCACCGCUUCGUGUUCGUGCUGUUCCGGCAAUCGGUCCGGCAGACGAUCUACGCGCCUGGGUGGAGGCAGAACUUCAACACCAAGGACUUCUCCGCUCUCUACAACCUCGGGGAUCCCGUCGCUGCCAUGUUCUUCAACUGCCAGAGAGAGAACGGCUGUGGCGGAAGAAGGUACUAAUGGCUGUGGACCGUGAAGAGGAUGGCUGAUGAUGAUGCUCGAUUCAACGAGACGUACGUUACGUAGACUGCAGCCAUGCAAUAAGAAUACUUCUAAUGCUAUCCUGGUCUUGUUGUCUCUGUCAUCGAGUUUGCUUCUCGAUUAUAUGCUGUAAUCUUCGUGCCUGAAAUAACACUGUCGCUGAUUCAA
Molecule: messenger RNA, 795 nt
Organism: Musa acuminata AAA Group (dessert banana)
Lineage: Eukaryota; Viridiplantae; Streptophyta; Magnoliopsida; Zingiberales; Musaceae
Product: protein FLOWERING LOCUS T-like
Exons: 5
Coding region: 88-606 (172 amino acids)
Source: RefSeq, a predicted model, not a curated record